Molecule: messenger RNA, 3555 nt
Organism: Pediculus humanus corporis (human body louse)
Lineage: Eukaryota; Metazoa; Arthropoda; Insecta; Psocodea; Pediculidae
Product: RNAse H, putative
Exons: 15
Coding region: 1-3555 (1184 amino acids)
Cellular component (GO): nucleus
Molecular function (GO): metal ion binding; nucleic acid binding; exonuclease activity
Source: RefSeq, a predicted model, not a curated record
AUGUUACCGUCCAGAGGUUAUUUUAAAAAAAACGAUUGUCCUUUUUUCAUCAAUAAUAUAUGUGAACGACCUCAUUGCCAUUAUCGACAUAAGAAAGUCAUAAGCGAAAAUUCAUCAAGCUCAGAUUCUCAAGAUAACUCAUGUCAAAGUCCUACAAAUAUUCCUGACAGACUUAGUUCAAAUGCUGAAAAUUAUGUUCCACCUGAAAUAAAUAAAAAUAUAACGACAAAUGAUUCACAGCAUUCCUCUGCAAGUUCGAAAGAAAAUGAAACAAGUCACGAUUCACUUUUUGCCAAAUUAGUUAACCAAUCGAAUCCUUAUGGAAAAACCAGCAGGCAUAUUCCUUGCGCAUACACUCCUACUCCUCAAAUCACAAGUGUACAACCGAAGAAUAGAGCUGUUAGUGCUAAAAUUAAUGUUCAUAGUUCAACAGGUUUAGAUAGAUUAGCUAAAACUGAAAAAUAUAGUGGUGGUUACAAUUUAGUCGAUAAAGAAAAUAAUAGUAGUUAUACUCCAAGUUCGAAUAACAAUUUAAACACUUUAAAAAACAUUUCUAAUAAUUUUACUAAUAAUGAAUCGAAUAGUGAAUAUUCAGUCGAAUCGGCUAGCAAUACAAAUUCUUCUAAUGAUUCUCAUUAUAGUUAUUCUGUUUUCGAUGAUAAAAAUGUAAAUUCACUUUCAUAUGAACCACAAUCAGCCACAAAAUCAAUCAUAAAUAGCUUAAAUAGUAAUUUAUCUGAAGGUUGUUCGACUAGUUAUGUGCCAAGUAAAACCACAAUAUCAGAAAGUAAAUAUGAACCAAAAUGCAGUGAUUCUUCAUUGCCCAAUGACUAUGUUCCUAGCAAAGAAAAAUGUCAAAAAAAUCAAUAUGUUCCUGAAGGGAGUACCUCGGUUGAAAAUGAAGUUAUGUAUAAACCUUCAGACAAAUCCUCUUUGGGUGAGACUCCUUAUCAGCCUAAUGUAGAUAAUAUUGUAGCUGAUUAUAUUCCCACUAAAAAAUCAGCAACAAAUUCUUCUAAUCAUCAUUCGUGGUUAGAUAAAGACCAAAGUAAAUGGACUGAAUUCGAUUUCAUAUCAUCAGAAAUUGAAAUGAUGAAAAAAUUACUCAGUGAAGAUGAAAAACCACAAAAUGUACAAGAAGGGACUGAGGAAUCCAUUAGCAAUAAUAAAAAAAAAGAAAGUGAAAAAGAAAAAAGUUGUAAUUCUUCAAAGAGCAGGCACAGUUCAAGUUCAAGACAUAAAUCUAAGUCAUCGAGUCGUAGUCAUAGCCGUUCUAGGUCAAAGUCUAGGCAUUUACAAUCAUCAAAUUCAAAACAUUCUUCCCGAUCAUCAAGUUCUAGUCGACAUCAUUCUUCAUCAAGUUCUAAACAUCAUUCACCUAGUAGUAGUAGUAGUAAAAAAUCUUCAGAUCACAAUAAAAAUUCUUCAGACGAAAAAAAAAAGAAAAGUAGCAGCCAUAGCCGAAGUAGCUCUCAUAAGAGUUCCCGACAUCGACACCGUCAUAGUCAUUCUAAAUCUGAUAGAAGGGAAAAAGAAAGCCGCAGUUCUGAAAAAAAAUCCAUUGAUAAUGUUAAUUUAGUAUCCAGUGACGAUGAUGCUUCAAAGGAUGUAGGUAGUAAAAACGUAUCAGACGAAGAGGGAAGUGAAAUUGAAAACGAAUCCGAUACGAAAAAAAGAAAAAAUGUCUGGAAUGAAAAAGAUAAGGAUCACAAAUUGAUCAAAAUUUCAGAAGAGGAAUCAUUCUACGAUUUUGAUGAUGAUCCGGAAACCGUCGAAAAAGAAUGUCUGGAAAUAUUUAAUAGUUAUUCAACCCCGUCAGAUUCUAAUGAAAAAAAAUCAAAUGAAAUAACGAUACCCAGCGAAGAUUAUGAAAGUACAACUCUUGGAAAGAAAAGAAAAGCUCAUUCUACUGACGUUCUGUCUGAUCAUUCAGUUUUGAGAAUGAAAACCGUUAAAAAGCCAAACACAAUCAAAUCCGCCCAGGAAGUUAUGUUAGAAAGAUAUAAAAUAAUUGAAAAAGCCAAAGAAAGUUCAACCCCUGUCCCAACAUCGACUCACUCUGCUCCAAUUCCAGGAUUGAAUCGUUCGAAUGUGAGAAUUGCUGCCGUUUCAAAUAUACAACAAAUGUUAGAAGCAAAAAAAGCCUUACAAGAAAAAAUUAGUCAAAAAUCAAAAGUUAACGAAAAACCUACUGUCGCCCAAACCGUCGCUAGAGGUGGCACAAGAGUGGCUCAUUCGGUUUCUUCAAAGACUACAAUAACCUCUGGAUCAAAAGUUAUUCCUCCCGUAAAGAGACAAAUUUACCUUGACAAAUUGAUACUCGAAACAAGUCAAAUUUAUCCGACCAAAGAAGAAUCCGAAGAAGAAGCUUUAAAAAUGGAGGAAGAAGUUUUCAAAGCUCAUUCCGGGUCGCUUGCAGCUUAUCAUUCUUCUUUCGUUUCCUUACUGAUGAAAACUAGAAGAAGGGUUUCUGCAGUCAAAGGAAGUACGACUUCAAAUGCCUCAAAACCUAAAAUGUCACACUACGACGUUCUUGCUAGAGGAAAGAAAAACUUUAGCGUUUUAAAAACUAAAAGACUGGAUAUAAGCAUGCUAACAGAACGACACAUUUACGAAGAACUCCUCAGAUGUAAAUUGACGCCCGAAGAAUUAAAAACAAAUAGUUAUCCAUUAGAAGGUAGUAAACCUGGUUAUGCAAUAUGUACCUUAAACUUUGAACUAAAAUACAACGCACACUAUUUGCAUAUAAAAAAACUAACGGGGAAUCGUAGGUACUGCGUUCGAUGUUCUAAAGAAUACGAAGUACAUCCUGUUACAUUAAAACAAUACAUAGAAGGACCUGAUACUUGCAGUUACCAUCCGGGGAAGAAAAAAUCAGGAGGUAGAAAUUCCGAGAGGAUUUAUAAUUGUUGUAACAGUUCGUCGACUGAAGGAUGUGCAUCACACGUGAGACACGUGACGGAUUGUAACGAUUAUGAUAAUCUUCCGAAUUGUGUGAAAACUCUAUCGAAAGACGAUUUAACCGAUCCGGGAGUUUUCGCAUUGGACUGCGAAAUGGUUUACACGAGAUUAGGUUACGAAUUAGCACGUGUAACUGUUGUCAAUUUAAAAAAAGAAAUCGUGUAUGAUACGUUAGUUAAGCCAAAGUACCCUAUAGAAUGUUACAAUACAUUUUACUCAGGAAUCGAAGAAAAAAUGAUGGAGGGAGUAACGACAACAUUAAAAGACGUUCAAGCCGUUCUUCUCAGUAUGUUUUCAAAUAAAACAAUAUUAAUAGGACAUUCUCUUGAUAGUGAUCUACGAGCAUUGCAUCUAAUACAUGACACGGUUGUCGAUACUGCCAUUUUUUACAAACACGAAAAAUUUCACCCAUAUAAGUAUUCACUGAGAGAACUUUGCGCUAGGAAAAUUUCAAAAAUAAUUCAAGAAAAUGUUGGUGGCCACGAUUCUGCCGAAGAUGCAAUCGCAGCUUUGGAAAUUAUGUUGAAUCACGUGAAAGAAGAAGUUAGUAAAUAUGACAGUUUAGAAUCUUACGAAGCGGACAAAAUUCAAUAA